Messenger RNA from Lingula anatina, 1205 nucleotides. RefSeq names its product derlin-1. The record is from RefSeq and is a predicted model, not a curated record. Lineage: Eukaryota; Metazoa; Brachiopoda; Lingulata; Lingulida; Lingulidae.
UAUCUCAUUUUACUCUACUUCUUAUAUUCCUAUUCCACAAGACUUGAAACAGGUCUAUUUGAUGGAAAACCUGCAGAUUAUUUAUUCCUGUUAGUUUUCAACUGGCUGUGCUUGGUGCUGAUUGGUUUUAUAAUUGGAUUACCAUUACUAAUGGACCCUAUGGUGAUGAGUGUGCUGUAUAUCUGGUGUCAACUGAACAGAGAUCAGAUUGUAUCCUUCUGGUUUGGGACACAAUUCAAGGCUAUGUACUUGCCAUGGGUGCUACUGGCAUUUAACAUGAUAAUCCGUGGAGGAGGUGUUCAGGACAUCAUAGGCAUCAUAGUGGGUCACCUGUACUUCUUCCUAAUGUUCAAAUAUCCACAAGACUUUGGUGGCAGAAGAUUUUUAAGUACACCAGAAAUAUUCUAUAAAUGGUUUCCUAACCGCAGAGGGGGUGUGGCAGGAUUUGGAAUGGCCCCAGAAAGUAGACGGAGAGAUGAUGGCGGAGCUGGCGGCGGUCGUCCCUGGGGGAGAGGUCAGCAAUUAGGGGGAAACUGAGACCGGGCAUGAAUUUUGACACUUUUCUUCACGAUUUAUUGAAGAGACAAACUGAAGAAUUAUCUCUUUUACUAUUGUGAAGUGAAGUUUGCUGACAAAAAACAAAGACCAAAGAUUAGAAAAUUAAGAAACAGGCAACAACAUCAGCAGAAACAUUAAAUCUCAGAUAUAAAGUAUGUUUGGAAGCAGAGUUCUUUCUGAACAUUUUGUUUCAAUAUCUUUCCAAAAGGCAGCAGAACUGUGCAUUUGUGCUGCAUAUGCUAUUUUACCCAUAAUGGAUAGUAUUAGUAAUAUGCUGCAAUUACAGCAGCUGCUUUCAAUUUCAUUGGAUGACCACAACCUGCUUGGAUAAAUGUCUGAACAUAAACCAAAAUCACCAUUUCAGUGUGUGAUAAAAUAGAACAUGUGGUAACAUCUGCAGGAAAAAAAAACGACCUGCUCUCAUUACUAUCAUGCCUCACCCCAAGAACGAAGUACAGUAUCACAUAAAAUAAUAAAAGUAAAAUUUCAGUUACAUUUUUUUAAUAAUGAAGUAUUGGAAAGACUGCAAGUAAAUUUUAAGAUAUACAAGUGAGCAGUUGACCACCGACAUAAAUUAUAUAUAUGCACUGAAGUGUUUUGUGUCAGUGCUGCAGGAGUUUCUAAGGGGAAUAAAAUUAUAAUUUCCA